AUGUCGCCGUCGACGAUAGCUCCGGUGGUGGAAGAAGAGAACAAGAAAUACCAAAAAGAUCUCGCUGAGCUCCUUGGACCUAACCGGCCUCACGUUCUACAAACCAUAGCUGAGGCCUGCGAAACCUACGGCUUCUUCCAGGUGGUGAAUCAUGGGAUGGAGGGAGAUGUGAGCAGGAACAUGAUAGAAGUGUGUAAGAUAUUCUUUGAACUUCCCUACGAGGAGAGAUCAAAACACAUGUCGGCAGACAUGUCGGCUCCAGUACGGUACGGCACGAGUUUCAACCAGAUCAAAGACAAUGUCUUUUGUUGGAGAGACUUCUUGAAACUCUACGCACAUCCUCUCCCUGACUAUCUUCCUUAUUGGCCUUCUUCUCCCUCCGACUUCAGGGGAUGGACAUACAACAUAUAA
This is a messenger RNA of Camelina sativa (false flax), 411 nucleotides long. RefSeq names its product putative 2-oxoglutarate-dependent dioxygenase SLC1. The record is from RefSeq and is a predicted model, not a curated record. NCBI's taxonomy places the organism in Eukaryota, Viridiplantae, Streptophyta, Magnoliopsida, Brassicales, Brassicaceae.